CUGGUCGCCGGAAGCUGAUCUUCUCCUUCCGGGUCGGGGCCAUGGCGGUGGCAAAUUCAAGUCCAGUCAAUCCGGUGGUCUUCUUUGAUGUCAGCAUUGGCGGCCAGGAAGUUGGUCGCAUGAAGAUCGAGCUGUUUGCAGACGUGGUGCCUAAGACGGCGGAGAACUUUAGGCAGUUCUGCACUGGAGAGUUCAGGAAAGAUGGUGUUCCGAUCGGGUACAAAGGAAGCACCUUCCAUAGGGUCAUAAAGGAUUUCAUGAUUCAGGGUGGAGAUUUUGUUAAUGGAGAUGGUACUGGAGUCGCUAGCAUUUACCGCGGUCCAUUUGCAGAUGAAAAUUUUAAACUUAGACACUCGGCUCCAGGCCUGCUUUCCAUGGCAAACAGUGGUCCCAGUACAAACGGCUGCCAGUUCUUUAUCACAUGUUCUAAGUGUGAUUGGCUGGAUGGAAAGCACGUAGUGUUUGGAAAAAUCAUUGAUGGACUUCUGGUGAUGAGAAAAAUCGAGAAUGUUCCCACGGGCCCUAACAAUAAGCCCAAACUGCCAGUGGUAAUCUCCCAGUGUGGGGAAAUGUAAUCUAGACCAAGACUGAACCAGGUAACAAUGAAGGUUAAAGGACAACUUUUUAAAGUCUGUUCUCUUCUACCCCGUGGUCCCUGGGAUCAAACUGAGACUCAGCAGCAAGGGUCUUAACGCUCUGGCUCAUCUCAUUGGCCUGGAGUCUUGUUUGUCUGUUUGUUUAAAUAUUUAUUUAUUAUGUAUAUAGUGUUCUGCCUGCAUGUAUCCCUGCAGGCCAGAAGAGGGCACCAGAUCUCAUUACAGAUGGUUGUGAGCUGCCAUGUGGUUGAUGGGACUUGAACUCAGGACCUCUGGAAGAGUAGCCAGUACCCUUAACCUCUGAGCCAUCUCUUCAGCCCUCUUUUGUUUCGUUUGUUUUUGUUUUUCGAUAUAGGGUUUCUCUGUGUAACUUUGGAGCCUGUCCUGGAACUUAACUGUAGACCAGGCUGACCUUGAACUCAGAGAUCUACCUCUGCCUCCUGAGUGCUGGGAUUAAAAUAAAGGUGUACAUCACCACCGUGUGACUUUUAUUUAAUUUUUUUGGGGGGGCGGGGGGAACGACAGGGUUUCUCUGUAAUAGCCUUGACUGCCCUAGAACUAGCUCUUGUAGACCAUGCUGUCCUUGAAUUUACAGAGAUCCUCCUACCUCUGCCUUCUGAGUGCUGGGAUUAAAGAUGUUGUGCCACCACCACCUGGUUGAGGUAUAGCCUAGGCUGACCUCAAACUCGGGAUCCUCCUGCCUCUACCUCCUUCAUCUAAUCCUACCGGCAUGUGCCACCACAACUGGCUUGUUUUAUUUUUGAGACAGGGUCUUACCAUCUCACCUUGCCUGGCCUGUCUGCAAUCACAGAAAUGCCCUGUCUCUGCCUCCUGAGUGCUGGGAUGAAAGACACGCUCCACCAUGGCAGGCAGUCUCUUAUUUUUUUUUUUUUAAAUAUUUAUUUAUUAUGUAUACAAUAUUUUAUCUGUGUGUAUGCCUGUAGUCCAGAAGAGGGCACCCGACCUCAUUACAGAUGGUUGUGAGCCACCAUGUGGUUGCUGGGAAUUGAACUCAGGACCUUCAGAAGAGCAGUCAGUGCUCUUAACCGCUGAGCCAUCUCUCCAGCCCCAGUCUCUUAUUUUUUAAGUAGAGAUCAGUUAGAUACCAAAAAACCUCAGUGACUGUAUCCACAUCAUCUGUGACGUGCUUGUGGUCAGAGCAUCUGGAAUUUACAGACUUUCGGUAACACUCCACGAGGCAGUAAAGGAAGACCAAGCACUUUAGGGAGGGCUAGAGUGAGCAGUGCUGGGCCGGAAUGCACAGGUACUCACUGGGAGCUACAGGUGGGCCUUUUUGCCUGGGCAAAUGCUUCUCUCUCAGGCUGAGUAAACACCAUGAACCUUUCUCUCCCCAUUUCAGGAGCUACUGGCUAUCUCUCCUGGUUUCUCUCAUUUCUUUGAUGUCUAUUGUUAAUGAUGAGAUUUCUGAUCACUGCUAGAUGAUAGAAGAUUACAAAAAAAAAGACUGAAAAACAUUAAGAAAUAUAAAGCCUACCUAAAACUUUAGCUCUCUCUAAAACUGCCUGCUUUCACCCUGUGAGGGUUAUGCUUUACAGUGAUCUCUUUGGCCAGUGCCACUCAUGCCAUGAGGGUGCCCCAUUUUGCUUUAUAAUAAACUCUCUUCCAUACACAUACAAAAGAUAAAAUUUAAUGCCGGGCAGUGGUGGCACACACCUUUAAUCCCAGCACUCGAGAGACAGAGGCAGGCGGAUCUCUGUGAGUUCAAGGCCAGCCUGGUCUACAGGUUGGGUAGUGGUGCAUGCUUUUAAUCUCAACACUCUGUCUGGGGGUAGGGGUUAUUCAGAAAUUUUUUUUUUUUUUUUUUGGAACGGGGUUUCAAGACAGGGUUUCUCUGUGUUGCCCAGGCUUUCCUGGAAAUCACACUGUAGACCAUGCUGGCCUUGAACUCUACUUCCUGAGUGCUGGAAUUAAAGGAGUGCACCACCACCACCCGGCUCAGGAAUUGAUUAUCUUAGGGGCACUGGGAUUGUAGUUUAGUGACGGGGUCCUUGCUUGACAACAAGAUUCACUGCCCGGGACUGGAGAGAUGGCUCAGCGGUUAAGAACUCUGACUGUUCUUACAGAGGACCCGGGUUCAGUUGCCACAUGGCAGCUCACAAUUGUCUGAAAAUCUAGUUCCAGGGGAUCUGACACCUUUGCAACAAUUCACAUAAAGUUAAAUAAGUCAUAAAAAAUUAUUCUUGCCGGGCGUUGGUGGCGCACGCCUUUAAUCCCAGCACUCGGGAGGCAGAGGCAGGCGAAUCUCUGUGAGUUCAAGUCCAGCCUGGUCUACAAGAGCUAGUUCCAGGACAGGCUCCAAAACCACAGAGAAACCCUGUCUCGAAAAACCAAAAAAAAAAAAAAAAAAAAAUAAGAUUUGGACCUUGAGAUUUCAGUCCGGUGCUCCAAUGUGGGUCUUUGUCUCUGUCUCCUUUCAUCGCCUAAAUGUUUUUCUUUGGGUUCACCUUCUUAAUUAGCUUCUCUAGGAUCACGCAUAAUAGGCUCAACGUCCCCUAUUCAUGGUUAGAAACCAAAUAUGAGUGAGUACAUCCCAUGUUCCAAUGGCAAUGGGUUUUUGAUCCUACUGCACGUACUGGCUUUGUGGGAGCCUAGGCAGUUUGGAUGCUCACCUUACUAGA
Messenger RNA from Chionomys nivalis (European snow vole), 3235 nucleotides. It is a transcript of the gene Ppih, whose product is annotated as peptidylprolyl isomerase H. NCBI's taxonomy places the organism in Eukaryota, Metazoa, Chordata, Mammalia, Rodentia, Cricetidae. The transcript has 10 exons. Gene Ontology annotation, molecular function: peptidyl-prolyl cis-trans isomerase activity. Gene Ontology annotation, cellular component: intracellular membrane-bounded organelle. The coding region runs from base 42 to 575 and encodes 177 amino acids. The record is from RefSeq and is a predicted model, not a curated record. Gene Ontology annotation, biological process: protein folding; protein peptidyl-prolyl isomerization.